GCAUCAUAUUAACCAUUUGAUGGUACAGUAUAAUCUUCCAAGAUUGCAGUACUUGACAAAUUUCUGCCUAAAAUCAAGCAUCAUUUGCUUGCAAAACCAUGGAAGAUAGGCCUAGCUGAAUCUUUCAAAAUGCGGUCCACUUGAAAGGAGCUUGUCAGCAAUUACUAAUCUUUCAAAGGACCAUUUACAAAAGAAUCAAAUAAAGCUAAACAAAAACCAGAAACAUUCUAAUUCCAAAAGAAUAUUACCACCUGCAACAAAAAAGACCACAGCCCACCACUAAACUAGUUGUCUAAUUCAACAGGUGUAAGUGGUUAGCCUGGAACCCUUCCCCAAUCCCAAAAUCACCAUUCAGUAGUAAAUUAAUCGCCUCCCUAAUCCCAACCCCAUACAUAUAUACGCGCACCCACACCCAUCAACAACACCGCACCUCACCGCAGCUUCAUCGCAAAUCCAAAACAAAACGCCUCCGCCGACGACCCGCACCCGCGCCCGAUAGCUCCCCUCCUCCGCGGCCCGCUUCGCCUUCUCCGGCGAGAAACCCCCACACCGGUCUCACCGGCGGCCAUGCCGGCUACGGACUACCAGGGCUCCUCCUCCUCCUCCCACUCCCCGUUCGCCUCCUUCGGCCGCUCGCUGCUGUCCCGGACCCGGGACACCCCGGCGUCCCCCGCCAUGCUUCCGUCCGGCGGGGAGGCCGAGGCCGAGGCGUUCCAGCGGCGCGUCGCCGUCAGCCUCGCGGAGCUGGGGGACGGGGAGGGGUUCCUCUCCGUCGCGUGGAUCCGGCGGCUCCUCGAGGCGUUCCUGCUCUGCCAGGAGGAGUUCCGGGCGGUGGUGGCCGAGGUGCGGCGCCGCGGCGGUGGAGGUGCGCAGGCGGAGAGGCUGGUGGGCGAGUACCACGAGCGCGCGGUGAAGGCCCUCGACGUGUGCAACGCCGCCCGCGACGGGGUUGACCAGGUCCGGCGCUGGGGUCGGCUCGCCGGCAUCGCGGCGUCCGUGCUGCUCGCCCCCGGGGAGAUCCACGAGGGCCAGCUCCGCCGCGCGAGGAAGGCGCUGUCCGACCUCUCGAUCCUCCUCGUCGACGACGCGGCCGCCGCCGGGGGCGGGGGCGGCGUCGCCUCCUUCCUCGCCUCCCACCGCAACCGCUCCUUCGGCCGCGGGAGCCGCGCUUCCCCGUCUCGCGCGUCCUCCGCCUCGUCCUCUUCCUCCUCCUCCUCGCACUUCCGCUCGCUCUCGUGGAGCGUGUCCCGCACCUGGUCGGCGUCGCGGCAGCUGCAGGCCAUCGGGUCCGGCCUGGCGGCGCCGCGCGCGCACGAGGCGGGCCUCGCCGCUCCUGUCUACGCAAUGGGAUGCCUGCUGCACCUCGCUUCGUGGGCGCUCGUCGCGGCCGUCCCGUGCCCAGACCGCGUCGCGGCGCUCCAGGCGCACCACCUCCCCGCCGCGCCGCCACGCGGGGCAUUCGCGUGGGCGCCGCCGCUCCUGGCGCUCCAGGACCGGCUCACCGAGGAGGGGAAGCGCAAGGACAGGCGCAAUUCCUGCGGCCUCCUCAAGGAAAUCCACGCGCUUGAGAAGUGCGCGCAGAGGCUCGCCGAGGCGAUCGACGCAGCGCCCAUCCCGCUCACCGGAGAGAGGGAGGCCGCGGUGCGGGAGGCCGCCACGGAGCUCGCCGCCGUGUGCAGCGCCAUGAAGGACGGCCUGGAGCCGCUGGAGAGGCAGGUCCGGGAGGUGUUCCACCGCAUUGUGCGCAGCCGCAUGGAGGGCCUCGACUCGCCGAUGCCCAACGCCGCCGACUGAACCAUCCGUCAUCAAGAAUCCGCAUUUUGGCCGCGCGCUGCGGCGGUGAUAGGUAGCUCCUCUCCUGUCCGUGGUUUCUGGUCACCCGUGAUCUGUCUCGCAGUCAGUAGUAGUAGUAUAAGUUUACAAUGUGUAUCGUGCUGUAAAGGAAAGGGGAAAGGGAAGGAACCAUCUUUCUGCAAAGAUUUAUUCCUUCUUCUCAUGUUUUGAUGCUGCAUUUGGUGUGUGUAUCAUCAGAUUUUUGUUAGUCGUCGUCUACGACAUGUGUGCGCGGCUAAUUCUUGAGCUGCUUGCGUCUGCGAGAUCGCUUGCUCUGAUGUUAGAAUGUGUCACAGAAAGAAGGAAAAAGAAGAAGAAAAUUACUGGAGUGAA
Molecule: messenger RNA, 2166 nt
Organism: Hordeum vulgare subsp. vulgare (domesticated barley)
Lineage: Eukaryota; Viridiplantae; Streptophyta; Magnoliopsida; Poales; Poaceae
Product: protein ROH1-like
Exons: 1
Coding region: 568-1794 (408 amino acids)
Source: RefSeq, a predicted model, not a curated record